AGAUGGCUUCCUCUGCAUCUGUUGAGGACAUCUGGCAACAGAUGAAAGCAGCCAAUGACACCACACUCAAACAGAUCUCCGCACACCAGCACAGAGCCCCGACAAAGAAGGAUACCGCGUUCAACUUCGGCAAGGCGCCGGCGAAGGGCAGCAAGAAGCGGCUGGACAGCUCCCUCGGCUUCCUCAAAGAGCUGUCGACCACACUGAAGCCCAUCCAGCGGCCAGCGAAUGAGCCGGGGGAGCUGGCCCUGCCUCCUCAGGCUGCCAGUGACGGCAUCUGUUGUCACCCCGACCCGUCUGAUGUGGUGGAGAGGCCGCUCGGGGGAGAUGUGUAUCCGCUGCACGACAACGAGGUAUGCAUGCACGCAGCUCCCAUUGGAAAAUGAGCGUGCGUAUGUGUCUGUGUGUUGGUGUGUCAGCGUUUCCUCUUCCACCUGCGUCGUGAUCUGAAUGUCCUUCUGGAGGAGCCCGGGAUGCCCGCACGGCUGGAAGCGAUAGGGCGCAUACACAGGGCCCUCUUGCUGGAAAGACAGCAGAUACAGACAAGUGACCUCGGGCAAAUGCCUGUGUGUCUGUCUGUCUGCCUGUCUGCACAUCGAUUCCACCCCAAUUGAUUUGAUGGGCGCAUGGCAUGCAGGUGUGUAUGAGGGUUUGGCUGACGUAGUGCGCCGUGCUCUGCUGCGUGGCUUCUCUGACAAGUCCGAGAAGAUCCGCGAGCUCGCCAUUCAAACAUUCACCGCGUGAGUCAGAUGAUGGUGCCGCACUAUCCCCCGAUGGACACUCGUUGCCUGUUCUGUUUGUGUGAGUGGAUGCAGCGUCCUUGAGGGGUGUGAGGAUAUCGAACCAUCCCUGGCACACAUAUACCCUGGUGAGACGGGCUGAGCCGAUUUCAUGCUACUUGUCCACGGAAUAUUUUUGAUAUGGGCUGUGAUGCAGUGUUGAUUGCUCGUCUCGGGUCGGAGGAUAUUGACGGGUGAGUACCAGGUGUGCAUCCACCGAUACACGUCCCUGUCAUGUGUGUGUGUGUGUGUGUGUGUGUGCAGGAUGGCCCACUUGCCUGAGGUGCUCCGCCCCGUCAAAGAGCAAAAGCCACAACAGGUCAGAUGUCAUUCGUGUGUAUGCGUGAAUCCAUGUGUGUCUGUCUGUCUGUCUCUGUGUGUGUGUGUGUGUGCAGGUCCGCCCCAUUGAAGAGAGCGAGGAGGUGAGAUUGGAGCUGUUCAACUUCAUGCAAGUCGUCAUCGCACGAUCCACACAAGACGAGGUGUGCGCAUGGGAACAUGCCGGCAUUCCUCCCAGUAUGACUGACACAUGUCUGUCUGUUAGGUGUUGCAAUAUUUGGAUGAGAUCACCGGCCUCCUUCGGUCGGGCGCAAUGGACCCUUUCGACGGCGUCAAACUCAAAGUCCGCAACCAGCCAUUACAGCCAGCACACACACACAGAGAGACAGAGAGAACUCCACUUCCCAUGUUUUCUUUGUUUGUCACCAGGCAUGUGAGUUGAUGCGUGUGUUUUGCUACCAGUACCACCCCAUUCUGCUGCACUUCGCCGAGCCCAUGGGGCGGUCGCUGACAUCGUGCCUCGUCCACCAGCACGGCAGAGUGCGCAUGGCCGCUCUCGACACCUUGACGGCCGUGCUCUUCUGCGGUAAGGAGACUGCGACUGAGACAUGCAUGCUCUUGCGUUAUGACGAUCGAUGAUGCGUUCUUGGCGGUCCCCUUAAGGUGCGUGGAAGUACAACAAUGAGAUAUUUGAGGUGCUCAUCGGCCACCAGGACGAGAACGUGGUGCCCGUCAAGGCAUUCUACGAGGCAUACACAACGGUCAGAUGGCAGCUCAGCGGCGCCCGACAGACCAGACCACCAUCUGUGUGUGUGAUUGGAUUGUGUGUGCAGAUGAAUUACUUUGCCAAGUUGGUUGACGACCGCUCAUCGGUGGUGCGGCGUCACUUCUACGAGACGCUCAUCUACUGGCUGCACAAGCUGCCCGACAGGGUGGACCACGAGCCGCGCAUCUUCCCCUACGCCAUGUCGGGCCUAUUCGACGAAAAUGACACCAUACAGGUACAAAGGAAGGCACUCACGGAUGGAUGGAUGGAUGGAUGGCAUACCAGGGUCACCUCACAAGGCAUUGAUUGCUGUCUGUCUUUGACGACCAUCCCUAUCAGUUGUGUAUGUACCAUAUGUUGGAGAAGUGCGGAGAGCUCUAUGAGGUGGAGAAAAAGGCAGACCUCAGGUAGGUAGGUAUCCAUGGCGCUCUCGUCAGUCACAAAGACAGCGUGUCGUGCACAGCACGUAAUCAAUCGAGGGAAGGAAUGUCAUUCAUGUAUGUAUGUAUGGAUGGGUGCCCCCAGGGAGAUGCGUCAGCUGGGCUUCCACCCCCCAUGGACAUAUGACGUACGUAACGUACACCUGACGCACAAACCCAUCACACCACCCAUGCACCAUUUCCGUGCUCCUUCCUCCUCAGGACCGUGUGUCCCUCCCCUUCCCUCUCGGUGCACGUCUCCGCCUUCCUGGCAGCACUGACAGCCCUCCCACCCCCACCACCACACCUUCCCCGCUGCCCUCUCACUCCCCCAUCCAAGAGCUUUUGGGGGAGGGCUGGGAACCCCCGGCCACCACGCCCCGCCGUCCCAGGCUGGGGUCGCGCUGCUGGGUCAAGACGCACUUUCGCCGGAUCGCCAAGGCGCUGUUCAAGGAGGUGCUGGACUUCAGGGAAGGUCAGUGAGCGGGGGAGUUCGGGGGGUGGAAAAGGGGCGUCAAUAGUGUACGGUCGUUCCAUGUAGCGACGGCUAUGCGGUCUGCGCAGCUGCUGUGUGUGUGCCUGCCCUACAUCGAGGAAUCGGUCACGGAAUACAUGGUACUCUACACCAUUCAGAUGCCUUGUCGUGCGUCAGUCGCAUGUUCGUCCAUAUUUCCCGUCUUCUUGUUCACGUGUGUCGUUCUGUGUGGCGUCCCACUCUGCCCGCAGGACGGUUUGUUCUCCUUGUGCGUGAAGCUGUUCUCCCCCUCCCGAAAGACAUCUGCGGAGGUGCUGCAGGUCUACCACACCAUCCUGCUGCUGGUGGGUGGCUGAGUGAGGGGUGGGUGAGGCGAUGCCUGCACCGAGUGACCUUCCUGUAUGUUCUGUUUGUCAGGCCGGUGCGUAUGUGGACCCUUUGUCAUAUUGGCAAAUCGCCAAGGGGGCAUUGGGGGUACGAGCACACGGACAUGGAUGCAAGCGACAUGAUAGCGUGUGUGUGUGUCUCUGGUGUGACAGCUGGACUGUGUGUAUGACUUUGAGCGUCGUGUGGCGUCUCUCCAAGUGCUGGCCAGACUCAUGCAAGGCAGCGCCACGGCACUCGCGUCUGUUGGAGACCCUGUAGGGGCUGCACCAAACGACAUGUAUACGAGCCGAGCCAGCAUGUACGCAUGAGUGUGUGUCCUGGUCAGGGCCUGAAAUGCGGUCGUCUGUCCCCUAUCCUCGGCGAGCUGUGUCAGUUGCUGCGGCACAGUGACCUGCUGGAUGACACACUCAUCGAGGGGCCAGCAGCGUUUGGCGGCACCGAUAACGACCCACCUGUUGUGGCUGCCGUGUGGGAGGUCGGGAGAAAGAAAGCAGAGAGAGGACACAGACAGCAUGGGCGUGGCGUGACGUGUUCGUGUCCUCUGCAGUUGUUGGAGGCCGCUGGUCAUCCGGCGUUGGUGGCUCACCUGCAUACUGAGUGGCGGGAUGAACUCCUGAUGUGCGCCUUUGCUGCCACACCGGACGCGUUGCCCAUGAUGGGGGAGUCCGAUGCACAGACAGACAAUAAAGCGACAGACAGCCGAUCGAGGAGGACACAAAGGCUGCAGCGGUAUGCUAUGCGAGACACCUGUCCACACACACGCAGUGCAGUGCAUGGCUGACCAAUCGAUAUGUGUGUCUUCUUCUCCUCCAUCCAUCCAUCCACACAGGUACGUGGCGUCCCUGUCCCCAGCUGCCGCCCCUCUUUCCCUGCCAUUGCCCUCCCUGCUGUCCUUUGCCCACACCCACUUCCCCGCCCUCCGAUCCCUCCUCUCAGUCGCACCAAUCACUUCCAUCACACAGUGCGAGCAAGCCAUCCUUGACAAUCUGCAGUCCUUCACAUCGCCCGCACACCUCAGCAACAGAAGGGCGCAGGCACGCGACGCUGCGAUUGCCUUGGUGAGGCGGCUGGUGUGUGAGGGGGAGGCUGGGAGGGGGCGGGAUGUGCUGGAUGGGGUGGUGCUGCCUCUGCUGCGCCCAUUGGACGAUGAGAGUGCCGGCCCGACUUCGUGGGAGGGGUGGGCGCAGCUGGCUGUCUCGUCGCUUGGCAAGAUUCGGGAGCUUAUCGCUUGGUGGCCAGACACGUCCACCCAAGACGCACUGAGAGACAGCAGGUGGACAAUGGGGGCGAGCAACCACCUUCGCUUUUAUGUGUACACGUCCUUUCUGUUUCUCUCCCUGCAGGCUGCUUGAGGAUCUCACUGGCCUGGUAGCUUACCACUGGCUGCAUCUGCGGCUCUUCCAGGCACGUGUGGCUGAGUACCUCACGCAGCAGGGGAGUGCUGGCCAGGCCCCUGGUGGCCUCACCGCCAUCGACGCCCUCCCCAUCAGCAGACGGCGGCAGAUGAGGAUCGACGCCGCCAAACACGCAGAGAAAAUACGAUUGGAGGUAUGAGACAUGACGCACACACAUACAGAUGGAUGGAUGGGAGCCUGCGUAUCUUGAGGUGUGUCUGGUCAGGCCGCCGUGACACUCUUUCUGGCUGUGCGAAGGCUGUCGUCCUCCGGCGGCUCCAUCAACUGGGGCGCUUCCCUCGUCACCAUGAUGCUCGAUGUGUUCCUCACCCCCCAGCAAAUCGACAAACGCGCACACAACAAGAAUCCCCGAACAAAGGAGCAGACCGCCGCCACAGCAGCAGCAUCGGAUGCCCCCACCAGCACCAGUGCCGUCAGCGGCACUCAGGAGGUGUCGUCCCUCACUCUUCCCGCCAUAGCCACACCCCCCUCUGUGGCCAUGUUUGUGGCCGUGGCCAUGCGGCGCCUUCUCGUUCCCUCUUGGCCGUCAGACGCCGAUCUGGCGGUGUUCGAUGAGUGGUAUCCCCUCAGUGGGCUGAAGGACAACGCCAUGCAUGCCGUCGCCACGUUGCGGGGCGGCAGGGUGAGGACACCGGUAGUGACGAUGCAGCUGGAUGUGCAGUCGCGGGUGGUGGACCAGCUGAUGCAGUACCUGCUCGACCUCAAUGUCAACCUGUCCACAUACACAUCCACCUCCUCCCCUCAUGUCUCCUCGUCGGUACUGCCCACGUCGUCUCCCAUGUUUGCGUUCUCUGCUCUUGCGCGGGAUACCAAAGGGGCGACUGGAGUGUUCCAGCUGGCACUCACAGCGGCCGACAAGACCAUACAGACACUGCUGAGUAAGAUCAGACAGAACAGAACCUUGUGCGGCUGUCUUUCAUGUCUCCUUGUUCCUUCCUUGUUCAGGGGAUGAGACACCGGCGAGUGGUGAGAAGGAAGACAGGAGACGGCGAGCGUCCUCUCCCGCCCCAUCGUCAGCGGCCGCCCCGUCGCCGCUAAACCUGAAGGAGACCAUUAACAACAACGCCGCACUCAGCGUGUAUGCGCUGCUCCUCGACUGCGCUUCCUGCUUCAGGGGUACAUACCUACCUAGACACGCAAGAGUCAGUCAAAGUGGGGAGAGUCACAGACCAAGAUUGGUGUGUGUCGUGUGUGUCAUGGAAUGAUUGUUCAGAUGCGUUUGUGUCGUGUGUGGAUGGGUGGCGUGCCGGCGGCCAUCUGGUGAGGGUGGACAUGGGCAGGGAUAUGCUGAGCAGAUGCGAGCGAUGACCAGAGCAAUUAGUUCAUGGGAUGUGUUCAAUGGCACGGUUCAAUGAGUAGGGCACAUGCAUUCAUUCCACCGAACAAGUCUCAUUUUUCUGUCCUCCUCAGCACGAACAUGAAGUAUAUUGGCUCUCACAGCCGCUGUCUGCGACGCAGCCGGAGCACUGACACGCACACACAGGAAGACAUGCAUGGGCCAGAAGCACACAAA
Messenger RNA from Vitrella brassicaformis, 6033 nucleotides. The record is from the annotation of a GenBank genome assembly. NCBI's taxonomy places the organism in Eukaryota, Vitrellaceae.